This is a messenger RNA of Gryllus bimaculatus (two-spotted cricket), 1397 nucleotides long. The record is from the annotation of a GenBank genome assembly. NCBI's taxonomy places the organism in Eukaryota, Metazoa, Arthropoda, Insecta, Orthoptera, Gryllidae.
UAUUAAUCAAGGAACGUUCAUACAGGUCAAGGAAACUUGGAAUCCUGGUUUACCUCCACAAGUCGCUCAUAUUAUGAGUCUUGUAUUUCUCUCAUUUUCCCUGCAUUUAAUGGAUCGACAGUCGGAGUAUAUGAGUCGCUUAGAUUACCGAUGGAAAAGACGACUUGCGGGCGAACAAGAAGAAGCUGAAACAACACGUUUGGUCAAUAAAAUGCUUCUUCAGAAUAUUCUUCCUAUACAUGUUGCUGAGUUAUACCUUAAUCCUGACCGAACGCAGGAUGGAGUGUAUCACGAAGAAUAUGAAAAUGUGGCUGUGAUGUUCGCCUCUUUGGUGGAUUUUGCUCCAGAUGAAAUUGAUGGCCAUGAAUCAAACGAAAUGGGAAGCCUUAAACUUCUGAAUACAAUAAUAUGCGAUUUUGACAAGAUUUUAUUUGAAAAGAACAUAUUGAACCGUGUGGAGAAAAUCAAGAUGGCUGGUUGGACUUACAUGGCAGCCUCUGGUCUAGACCCAGGAAGACGGGACUCGCUAAUCUCCAAUCCUGAAGAACAGACUUCAGAGCACAUCGUGCCAGUUCUUGUGAAAUUUGCGGCGAGAAUGAUGCAAACUCUUCAAAGAAUAAAUGAGGAAAAAAAGCAUACUUUUAAACUACGAAUUGGAAUAUCACAUGGACCUGUAACAGCAGGUGUUGUUGGUGCUCAAAAACCUCUGUACGAUGUUUGGGGUGAUGCAGUGAAUAUGGCUUCUCGAAUGGAUUCUACGGGAGAGUCUGGAAAAAUUCAGGUAACUGAAGAAACAGCAAAAAUUUUGGAACAACAAGGCAUUCAGUGUGAGUAUCGUGGCCCUACCUACGUGAAAAACAAGAGUUUCGUCACAACGUACUUUGUCUGCCUUGACGAAAAUUAUGAAGUUAUAAAAUCAGUGGAAAGCGAUACAGAAGAAGUAUUUGAUGAAGCACUGUGACGUUGAGUGAAACCUGAGUGUUAGUUGCAAAAUGCGUGAAUGAUAGUAAACUUGCUGUGCAACCUCAGUGGCAUUUCUAAAUCAUUUCAACGAUUAUAUAAUUUUUAUAGGAAAGUCUUUUGUAUAUGUGCCAAAUCAUGUAUAACACAAUGUAACAAAGUUUGAUAUUUUUUCUAUCUAACUUUAAGAAGGCCAAUAAUAGCAAAAUGUAAAUUUUUCUUUUUCGGUUGAGAAAUAAUUUUUGAAGGACACCUGACAAUGAAAAAUCGUAAGUAAUAUCAUGUAUAUCGUAUGUAAACUUUUUACCUACUUGUUGAAACCCUUCUAAAAUGUUAUUAAAGUGUCACAAGUUAUUACAUGUUAUGCAGCCAAUUUUACGUAAUUCCUUUUUGCCAUCUCAUAAGAUAAUCAAGUUUUCUGAUUUUUUUGUAAUAAU